GUUCAGAUCGAGAACAACAUUUCCAAGAACGAUCUCGCGUUGACACGGUCCAUGAUAUAUUUCGAAGAUGCGUUUCCUCAGCAUCCGAACAAACCGAAGAACACAUCGGUGUCCCUUUAUCAAGAUACACCUAGCGGAAAGAUAAAAACCGGCUACAACAAAUGUAUAAAUACUUGGCAAGAUGCUAUCGCACGAAACGUAUAAACGACAGAAUGACUUCGUAAUGAAAGCUUGACGCGCGGUUCGAAGAUAAUCCACAAGUGUCUACUAAAAAUAAAGAGAAAAAAAAUUUCGUUGGCGUCUCAACCAAAACGUUAUGCUGUUGCCGGUAUUGGCCUGUGACGAAACUUCGAAUAUGUUUAGCCGACUUACAGUGUUCUUAUAUGCGUCCGUCUCGCUUGUUAUCUGCUAUGCCGUGACCAGUGCCGUUUGCAGUGUUGAGCUUUAUCAAAGGUCCUGUGCGCUGUCCUGCAAAGUGCCACAACCAAGGUCUCUGAUGGUGGCUGAUCUGGUUAACACAACCCUGAAGAUCAGGCCGUAUAUGACUGUGUUGUACAGAUGUGACGAAGGGAGUGGUUGUUGUGAAAAAGGAAGGACCUGCCAAGUGAAGGAUUUUGAUGACCUUAAAGUUCGAUUUCCAACCUUCAUCAACGAAGAAUAUGUUCUGCGUAACUACAUAAUCAGAAAUCAUACAGAAUGUUCAUGCCAAAGCAGCAAAAACAACAUAAAACGAUAACAAUGGUAGAAGAACAAGAAGAACAAAGAAAUAUUACUGAUCAGUAUUCGAAAUGAGCAUUUACUGGAGAGAUGAAACUCAAAGCAGUGUGUCCUGUUUAGACCGUUAUUUAAUUGAAGUGUGAUCAAUCAAAUAAAAAUAUAGAAAUUGUAUGAUAGUAUUCAGGUGGAGUAAGAACGAGAAAAUUUACUUGAACUCAAAUAUUUAUCUGAUAUGACAACUUUGUUUUUAUAAAGGUAUAUUUGUGCUAUUUGAAGUGGUUUGUGAAAUGGAGAUAUAUAUGUUUUUUAAUAAAAUGCUAAAAACUG
Molecule: messenger RNA, 1044 nt
Organism: Harmonia axyridis
Lineage: Eukaryota; Metazoa; Arthropoda; Insecta; Coleoptera; Coccinellidae
Exons: 2
Coding region: 317-736 (139 amino acids)
Biological process (GO): hemocyte migration
Source: RefSeq, a predicted model, not a curated record